GAGCUGAACCAUGUAAAGAGGAAGUAAAUAAAGAUGGAAAUUCUUUAAACUUACUAUGUAAAAAGCCUGGUCAUCUUUAUCAAAUUGACUUAGAUAAAUGUUUUGCUCAUUUAGAGAGAUUCUCCAUAACUAGAGAACAUAGACCAAAAGAAAGGGAUAACUUAUUUAAUACACCAGAAAAAAUAGAUGCUACUUCCCUUCCUCCUAUUGAGGCUUUUGACAGUAUUCUUAACAAAUCUAAAUGCUCAGAAAAAGCCUAUAAAAUAGCACAGGAGGUAUGGGAAUCUUUUGAUAUAAAAACAUUCAGAGAUUAUCACGACUUUUAUCUUAAUCUUGACAUACUAUUAUUAGCAGAUUGUUUAGAAGGAUUUUGCAAAUUAAUGAAAGAAGGUAUUUCAAUGGUAAGUAAUCAUCAAGUUAAAGCUAAUAACCCACAAUAUCCUGAUUUUGUUCCAGAGUCAGAAGAAGUCAUGAAAAAACUCUAUACUUGGCUAUUAUAUAUUGAUGCUAAUGCAUUAUAUACUGGAGCAAUGAUACAAUCUAUGCCAACAGGGGGAUAUAGAUGGAUAACACCAGAUGAAACUCCAGACCUUUUUAAUAAAAUUACCAAGUGGGAGAUCUCUGAUAAUGCAGAAAAAGGCUAUAUUUUGGAAGUUGAUCUUGACUAUCCAUAUAAAUUACACAAAGCUCAUACUUCAUAUCUUUUAGCUCCUGAAAAUAUUGAGAUUUCUAAAGAGGAAAUGAGUAAGUGUGGACAAGAGAUUAUUAAUGAUUUAAAACAUUAUACAAAGACAAAGAAACUUAUUCCAAAUCUUAAUAAGAAAAAGUAUAUAGUUCAUUAUCGAAUGAAGCCUUUUAUGAAAGAAUUGGCAAGAUCUCGUACUUUAGCUAAGAAUGAUUUCGAGAAAAAUAUAUAUAAGCUCCUUGGAAAUGCAAACUAUGGAAAAACUGUAAAAAAUGUACGCAAAUAUCAAAGAAUAGAUUUUGUUAAACCAGAAGAAGAAUCGAAAAAGUUUAAAAAAUUAGUAGCUGAUCCCAGUUAUAAGUCGUAUAGAAUUUUAGCAGAGAAUUUAGUAGGUAUUUCUCGUCAUCAAUCAAAAGCUAGACUUAGUAAACCUAUCUUUAUUGAUAAUAUAGAAGUAGCAUAUACGGAUACUGAUUCUUUUAUAUUACUUAUUCGAACUGAGAAUGUUUAUAAAGAUAUGGCAGAGAUGCAUGAACAUUUUGAUUUUAGCGAUUAUAAGCUGGAAUAUCCUAUAUACAAAGCUCUCAGAAAAGAAAAAAUUAUUUUGAAUAAAAAAGUUCCUG
Messenger RNA from Racocetra persica, 1308 nucleotides. The record is from the annotation of a GenBank genome assembly. Lineage: Eukaryota; Fungi; Glomeromycota; Glomeromycetes; Diversisporales; Gigasporaceae.